AUGCAGGAGAAGCUAUCGGACAACCAGACUUCCACUUCAUCGAGGGCGUCGUCGUUUUUCAUCGAGAACCUACUAGGCCAGGGACGGAAUGGACAUGAAUCGAUGUCGGACAGGAGUCGUGGGGGAGCUGCUGUGGAGACGGGGUCCGCCGGCCGAGUCCUGAAAGUACAUCAAGCCGACGUGAGCGCUCCAGCGCCGGAUGGCUCCAGCUCCACCGCUCGGUCCCCGUACAGAGACUCGCCGUUGAAGUGGUACCGCGGGGGAGCUGCCUUAAACUUCAGAGCGUUGGAAACGCCACAUAGUCCAAGAGAUAACACAAGUUCAGACGACCACUGCUGCUCCAUAUCGACCAGUGACAGGUGCUCCCCCGCCGUAUCUGAGCCGAUAACGGAGGGCAGCGACGAAACUGACAGGAAAACAGCCGACAGUAACCUGACAGACGACAACGAGGACACGCAUAACGGGUUUGAUGCGCGGUCGGAGCUGGACGCAUCCUCGGACCCAAGCUCCACCCGGAAGAAGAAGACCCGGACCGUGUUCAGCCGCAGUCAGGUAUUUCAGCUGGAGUCCACCUUCGACAUGAAACGGUACCUGAGCAGCUCGGAGAGAGCGGGACUGGCAGUGUCUCUCCACCUGACAGAGACUCAGGUCAAAAUCUGGUUCCAGAACCGGAGGAAUAAAUGGAAGAGACAGCUAGCGGCGGACCUUGAGGCUGCACACAUCCCCCACUCGACCCAGCGGAUUGUCAGGGUCCCCAUUCUGUAUCACGAGGGUCCCGGACCAUCUGCAGCACUGGGUUUCACCCUGAACGGACAUCUUCUUUCUCCAGCAGUCGCGGGCUUCUCCAGCUACCCUCUGUCCUCGUUCGCUCACUCCAUGAGCAUGUUGCGAUCACAGAUGACCGGCUUGGUGUAAAGACUGUCGAAGACUAAUAUGCCAAGCUGUGUGUUUAUAAGAUAAAUUCACCCAUACUGAGUCGUGCAAUAACCCACAAUGCCGCAGAAAACCGUUGACUGCAUCCAAAGAUAAGAGCCGCAGAGACAUGAAGACGCAGUAAUGGAUCAUCUUAUCUCAUAAGCCUCCACGGGAGCGUGCUUCUGUCACAGAAUACCAAGCAAGGCCGAGAGCAAGAAAAGAUGUUCGUACUGUAGCCUACUGUAUGUUUGAAUACACACAUAUUUUUGCAAAGUUUUAUAUUUAAAGCCACACAAU
Molecule: messenger RNA, 1212 nt
Organism: Anarrhichthys ocellatus (wolf-eel)
Lineage: Eukaryota; Metazoa; Chordata; Actinopteri; Perciformes; Anarhichadidae
Gene: hmx1
Product: H6 family homeobox 1
Exons: 2
Coding region: 1-915 (304 amino acids)
Biological process (GO): negative regulation of DNA-templated transcription; regulation of transcription by RNA polymerase II
Cellular component (GO): nucleus
Molecular function (GO): RNA polymerase II transcription regulatory region sequence-specific DNA binding; DNA-binding transcription factor activity, RNA polymerase II-specific
Source: RefSeq, a predicted model, not a curated record